AUACUAAAAUUAGGAUUGUUGACAAUUGUGUUACAAACCAAAGCCAAAGCAUGGCCAAGCGCAAACAAAUUACGGAUAAUUCAUCAAGUGGUCUGAAACCAAAGAAGCAAAAGAAAGAUGUGAUUUUGCAACCAGUUGUACAGUCGGACGCACCAGUAGAACGACAAACAAAAUGGAAAAACAAGCAGAGAGUUCUUGUCUUCUCAUCACGUGGUAUAUCUUUUAGAACCAGACAUCUUAUGAAUGAUUUGCGAACAAUGAUGCCACAUUCUAAAGCAGAGCCCAAAAUGGAUAGGAAAGACAAACUAUUUAUUAUCAAUGAGAUUUGUGAAAUGAAAAAUUGCAACAAGUGUUUAUAUUUUGAAGGCAAAAAGAAACAAGAUGUAUAUUUAUGGGCAUCAAAUGUUCCAAAAGGUCCAUCUGCAAAAUUUCUUGUAGAAAAUAUUCACACGAUGAGUGAAUUGAAGUUAACAGGAAAUUGCUUGAAGGGAUCUCGACCAUUGUUGUCUUUUGAUAAGGCUUUUAAUUCUGAACCUCACUGGAUGUUGUUGAAAGAAUUAUUUGUACAGAUAUUUGGCACGCCAAACCAUCAUCCCAAGAGUCAACCAUUCAUUGAUCACGUGUUUUCUUUUUCGAUUCAAGACAAUCGUAUUUGGUUCAGAAACUAUCAGAUAUUGGCAGAAGAUGGAUCUCUAGCAGAAAUAGGACCUAGGUUUGUACUAAAUCCAAUACGGAUAUUUGCCAGCAGCUUUGGUGGUGCAACCCUGUAUCAAAACCCUUACUAUGUAUCACCCAAUGAAUUUCGAAGAACACUCCGUCAACAGAAAGCUGACAAAUACAACCAAAGACAGGAAGCUAAAGUGUCUCAAGAAUUACGCAGACCUGAGAUCACUUACAACAUGGACCCAACAGAUGAAGUAUUUAAUACAAUUACAGAAAGUGAUUUUAAAAAAUGAGUCAUUUUUUGUAACCUUUUUUUUUUUUUUUAUUAUUAUUAUUUUUAAAUGACAAAUGCACAUUAAAUACAAAAAAAUGCC
This is a messenger RNA of Biomphalaria glabrata, 1037 nucleotides long. Its product is annotated as ribosome biogenesis protein BRX1 homolog. NCBI's taxonomy places the organism in Eukaryota, Metazoa, Mollusca, Gastropoda, Planorbidae. Gene Ontology annotation, biological process: ribosomal large subunit assembly; rRNA processing. Bases 51 to 956 code for a protein of 301 amino acids. Gene Ontology annotation, cellular component: nucleolus. Gene Ontology annotation, molecular function: rRNA binding. The transcript is spliced from 10 exons. The record is from RefSeq and is a predicted model, not a curated record.